Parnassius apollo (apollo) is the source of this 2304-nucleotide messenger RNA. The record is from the annotation of a GenBank genome assembly. Lineage: Eukaryota; Metazoa; Arthropoda; Insecta; Lepidoptera; Papilionidae.
AUGUUUCAUAUCCAAGGUACGUUUGAACAAUCUCUGCGCUGCGGCGACGAUGUUUCGCCUAGUAGAAACAAAUCAUUAGCGACUUUGGCUAAAAUACAUAAACAUUGUACCGGAAAAGCGCAUGCCCAUGGCUGUCUUGACAACAAACAUAACGCUAUCGUCAAAUCUGAUUCAAAUACAAGCAUACAAUCCAAAAAAUCAUUCCGCGGUGAAUGUUUUAUAGAAAUAAAGGAAGCAAAACCGGAUAACAAUUUUCCGAGGGGUAAUGGCUCUUUCACUAAAAGUUUUAGUAACAGCACCAGCUCCUACGAUGGCCACAGCGACUCUGAUUCGGAGAGCACAUCCAGAACUCGCGCAGAUCAUAAAACCCCAAGUGCAGCUGGUGAAAGAUUGUUUACUCAGAGCACGAAAGCGUCGUUGAUGAAAACAGCACGCAUGAGGUAUGCAGACGACAGCGUUUUGGCAUCACUUCACGACGAAGUUGACGGCGAGAAGUGGAAACAAACGUUCAACAGAACUCCAUCAAGAUCUAGCUACAGGGAAAGAAAAGCUGGUGUUGUAACUAUUGAAGAAGUAAAAUCGAACGGACUGAACGAUGAUGAAAUAAAUGGAGAUGACAAGAAAAAGGCGCAAUCGCAAAACAAAAUUCAGCCCCAUAGAAGAGGUUCUUUUGGAAGUAGUCCCGUUACUGGAAAAAACACUUCAAAUGGUAAUAAACCUCCGUGGAGAGGUGCUAGUAAAAAUGGAAAAUCUACAGAGUCUUUUGUACGAUCACCACCUCUUCGUGGCAGUGUUAAAAAGAAGAAAAUCGACGGAGUUCCAUGGCGAAGGCUGUACGAGUUAGCGCUGUGGAGAAAGUGCGGAGUGAGUUUUGCUUCCGUCGGGGCGGAGACGGAGCGUGCACUUUUACGUCCGUGGAGCGAGAUGUCUUCGCAGGAAUCGCCUGCACCUAUUACGGCAAAAUCCGAGGAGCAGUUGGCUUGCGAAAAGGAAUGGCUGCAGGCGGGUCACAUGUGGCUGGCGCACCGCGGCGGAUUCACCGCCGUGGUGAGGGAGGGCGACGCGGACGCCGGCCGCGCGAGAGUUCGAGUCCUGCAGACUGGGGAGACCCUGGUGGCAGACGAGGAUGAUCUAGAAAAGGCCAACCCGCCUCAACUCGAGCGCUGUGAGGACAUAGCUUCGUUGCGAUGCCUCAAUGAAUGUGGAGCUCUAAACGUCCUUCGCUCGCGGUUCGCCGCUGGCCUGCCGCAUGCCCGCGCUGGUCAUGCGCUCCUAGUACUUGGGCCACCGAGACGGACGGCGCCAAUCUACACCGAAAAAGUGGCAGCCAUGUUCCGUGGCUGUCGUGCAGAUGAUAUGCCUCCUCAUGUCUUCGCCGCUGCUCAAUCCGCUCAUAGAUGUAUGCUGGCAUCGAGACGAGAUCGUGCCAUUGUUUUUCUCGGCAGAUCCGGAUCCGGAAAAACGUCGGCUAUGCGCCAUUGUGUUUGGUAUUUAGCGAGCGCUUACCCAGCACAGGGAUCCAAACUCACUGCAGAUCGAUUAAAUGCAGCCUUUGACGUACUCCAUGCCUUCGGUUCCAGUCGCACGAGUUCCAACCCACACGCCUCUCGGUUUGUGUCUUUGACGUCGCUGGAUUUCGACGGCGGCGGUGCUCUAGUGUCCGCCUCUGUACAAACGCUUUUACCCGACUUCAGGCCUGGACAGUCGCCUUUGAGAGCGCUACACACGUUAUUCCACGGCAGCGACGGGCGCCUCCGUCGAGAACUGCUCCUCGAUCAAGCACCAGUUAAUGCGCCCAACCCGUUCAUCAGCUGCAGCGAUAAAGCCGAAGCACCCGCAGAAUUCUCAGCAUUAAAGGAAGCACUUCAAGCGCUCUCCGUAACUGAGCCCGAGCAAGCUGUGAUUUGGAAGAUACUCGCUGCGAUAUGCCACUUGGGGUGGUCGGGUGUUACCAAAGCGAACGUUGGUUCGGGUUUGAAGUACCAGUUCGGCAGCAGCGGGUGCGCGAGCCGCGCGGCGCGUUUGUUGGGCGUGCCGGUGGAGGAGCUGGCUCGCGCCGUGUUUGUGCAGCCUGCGCCCGCGGCCUCGCCCGUCUCCGCCUCGCCGCAGCCGCCCGCCGUGCUCAGGUGCACUAGCUACGCAUGUCAGUACCGGCUCGGCAGCAGCGGGUGCGCGAGCCGCGCGGCAUGCGUUGUUGGGCGUGCCGGUGGAGGAGCUGGCUCGCGCCGUGUUUGUUCAGCCUGCGCCCGCGGCCUCGCCCGUCUCCACCUCGCCGCAGCCGCCCGCCGCGCUCAGGUGCACUAG